Molecule: messenger RNA, 4527 nt
Organism: Saccharomyces kudriavzevii IFO 1802
Lineage: Eukaryota; Fungi; Ascomycota; Saccharomycetes; Saccharomycetales; Saccharomycetaceae
Gene: SWR1
Product: chromatin-remodeling protein SWR1
Exons: 1
Coding region: 1-4527 (1508 amino acids)
Cellular component (GO): Swr1 complex
Molecular function (GO): ATP hydrolysis activity; histone binding; ATP binding
Source: RefSeq, a predicted model, not a curated record
AUGACCAUAUCUCGUAAAUCACAUAAGAAAGACAGAAAAGUUGAUGGCGGGCAGGAUUUGGCGGAUCUGAAGUUUAAAUAUGACCUACUGACGAACGAGUUGUUCCAUUUGAGGGAGUUCAUUUCACUGGUUGAUUAUGAUCCAACCCAUUUCAAUGAUACUGAAAGUUUCCAGAAGUUUCUCCAAGACACACACUUGUCGCUGGAGGAUGGAGAAGAAGAGCCUGUUAAUGACCUUAUCCUUACAAAGAAAAGCACAAAUGGCGAGCACGCUCGUAGGAGACGCAAUCUCAGGACAUCGACAAUUGUCGGCUCCGAUACGACCAACUAUAAAACGGAUGAUAUAGAACUAAAACUGGAAAAUAUUGCACCUUUAGUACGAAAUAAAUGUGAAAAACUAAAAAAAAAACUGAACGAUCAUUCAAGUACGAAUACUGCGGUACCGCAGAAGAGGCCACUGGAGCAUUUAAAGAAAAGAGAGGCCGCAAGAACCUCAAAGUUAAAAACUGGAAAAAAGGAAGAGUCACCACCAUUACCUGUACAUAAAAUUGAAGAGAAUCAUGAUCAUACCACGAAAGUUGAAGACACCUCAGAAACUUUCAUGAUAAACUAUUCUUCUGAUGAUGGCUCUCUUGAAGACGCUAGUGAGCAUUAUAGUGAUAAUUUUUAUUUUACCACAUCAUCUGAGGAGGAGGAUAUGAAGAAGAAAAGAGGCAGAAAAAGGAAAAGGCCAAGGAUAAAAUUGGUAGUUCACCCUCCAAAACAAACGAUAACGAACCCAUUGCAUGUAAUUAAGCCAGAAUUCAAUGAUUUACACGAGUACAUCGGCUCCUAUAAGUUUUUAGAAGAAGAUUUAACUCUGGAAGAAUACAACCAGUAUGUUAAUGAGCAAAGAAAUAUCCUAUCAAAGCUAAAAAAAGGUAUUGAAAGUGGCGCAUUGAAAUAUGACAAGGAAACAGAUUCUUUACAACCUAUAACAUCAAAGGAAAUUAAAGUCAUUUUAGCAUAUAAACCAGAUCCGGUUUCAUAUUUCUAUAAACAGCAAGAUCUACAAAUCCAUAGGGAUCAUUUGAUUAACCAAGGUGUUAACAUGAGCAAGCUGUUUAGAAAUUCGACAAAGGCAAGAAUAGCAAGAGCUAAAAAGGUUUCUCAAAUGAUAGAACAGCACUUCAAACAUAUAGCCGGUGCAGAAGAAAGGAAACUGAAAGAGGAAGAGAGGCACAAAAAAGCCUUAGCAAGAUUUGCUGUUCAGGCUGUUAAAAAAAGAUGGAACAUGGCUGAGAAAGCCUACAGGAUCUUGAGAAAAGAUGAAGAAGAACAGUUAAAAAGGAUUGAGGGGAAGCGGCAUCUGUCUAAGAUGCUAGAGAAGAGUACUCAGUUGCUGGGUGCUCAACUAAAUCGGGCAAACGAGGAUGAGAAAAGCAGCAAUUCAUCUUCUGAUUCAGAUGACGUUUUGAGUGAAAGUAAUGUUGAUAUGGAUGAUGAACUGUCAAUAUCUUCUUCCGGUGAUGAUGGAGUCGAUGCUGAUACAGGACUCGAUAAUAGCUCAGCUUCAACGGAAGCUACUCCAACAGACAUAUCAUUAAAUCUAAGCCAAUUGAAAGAAAAAUAUGAACACUUGAAUAGUUCAACGACAGUGUAUGAUUCGACCAAUAAAGAUGGGCAGCCUCUUUUAUCAAAUGACCAUGAGACUACAGCUAGCGAAGACUCUAUAAUGACGGGAGAGGAAUCAUCGGUAUACUCAUUCUCCGAAAAUGAAAAUCAAGACGAAAGCCAGGAUAAGUCAGACGACAAAACGCCUUCUGUGGGGUUGAGUGCAUUAUUUGGUAAGGGUGAAGAUUCUGAUGAAGAUUUGGAUCUUGAUGACAAUGAAGAUUUUGUAGAAAGCGAAGAAGUUGAAAAAGACGAAGCAGAAAGUCUGGGCGCUAAUGUGGAAAAAGUAGAGGAACUUGACCAUGCUGAAGUUGAAGAUAGAAACGAUUUUACUGGUGUUGAGGAAAAAACCCAGAAAAUACAAGAAGAACAAUUAUCAGUCGUGGAUGUACCAGUACCAUCUUUGCUAAGAGGGAACCUAAGAAUCUAUCAAAAGCAAGGUUUGAAUUGGCUAGCGUCUCUUUACAACAAUCAUACAAAUGGUAUUCUGGCGGAUGAAAUGGGGUUAGGUAAAACUAUUCAAACGAUUUCUCUGUUGGCGUAUUUGGCUUGUGAAAAGGAAAACUGGGGGCCGCAUCUUAUUGUUGUUCCUACAUCUGUCUUAUUGAAUUGGGAAAUGGAAUUUAAAAGGUUUGCGCCUGGAUUCAAAGUUUUGACAUAUUACGGCUCUCCCCAACAACGUAAGGAAAAGAGAAAAGGUUGGAACAAGCCGGAUGCUUUCCAUGUAUGCAUUGUUUCUUAUCAACUAGUAGUCCAAGACCAACAUUCCUUCAAGAGAAAGAGAUGGCAAUACAUGGUGCUAGAUGAAGCGCAUAACAUUAAAAACUUUAGAUCGACAAGAUGGCAAGCACUUUUAAAUUUCAAUACACAAAGAAGGUUAUUGUUGACUGGAACACCCUUACAGAAUAACCUUGCUGAAUUGUGGUCAUUACUAUAUUUCUUGAUGCCACAGACUAUCAUUGAUGGGAAAAAAGUAUCUGGAUUUGCCGAUCUUGACGCAUUUCAACAAUGGUUUGGACGGCCCGUCGAUAAGAUUAUUGAAACCGGUCAAAAUUUUGAACAAGACAAGGAAACGAAGAAAACGGUGGCCAAGUUGCAUCAAGUCUUACGUCCAUAUCUUUUAAGAAGAUUGAAAGCUGACGUUGAGAAACAGAUGCCAGCUAAAUAUGAGCAUAUUGUCUAUUGCAAACUGUCUAAAAGGCAAAGGUUUCUUUACGAUGAUUUCAUGUCGAGAGCUCAAACGAAAGCAACUUUGGCUAGCGGAAAUUUUAUGUCCAUUGUCAAUUGUUUGAUGCAAUUGAGAAAGGUGUGUAACCAUCCCAAUCUAUUUGAGGUGAGACCGAUUUUAACAUCAUUCGUCCUUGAUCAUUGUGUGGCCGCCGAAUAUUGUGAUGUUCAGAAAACUGUAGUUGAUUUCUUCCAAAAAGGGAACCAGUUCAGCCAAAUUGACCUAGAUUUCAUGAACUUAGUGUUUACCAAUAACGAUAAAGUUUUGACUUCUUACCAUUCUGAUCAAAUCUCGAAACUAAAAUGUGUAAGUGAUUUUAUUGAAGAAGUUGACAAAUUGAAAGAAGCUAAUAAGCAAGUUCAACAGGAAUACGAGAAGACUACUUUAAAUUUUCAAGAUGCCAAUCAAUACUUCAAAUACUCUAACCAACGGAAAGUUGAAGGAACAGUGGAUAUGCUGAGCUUUUUAAAGAUGGUCAAUAAGCUAAGGUGCGAUAGAAGACCCGUAUUUGGCAAAAACUUGAUUGAACUCUUGACCAAAGACGAUAAAAUGGGAUAUGAGAAACCAAGGAUCAUUGAUGAGGGGUUAAUAAAGCCUUUACAAACCAGAUUGUUAGACAAUAAAAAGGUCAUUGAUACCUUUGCGGUUUUAACUCCAAAGGCCGUUUCAUUGGAUAUGAGAAAGUUGGCUCUAGGACUGAACGAUGACAGUUUAAUAAAUGAGAACACGAAGUUAAAGAUAGUAGAUAGCUGCUUUGAAAUGACAAAUCCACUGCACCAACUGCAAACUAAACUGACGAUUGCAUUCCCAGAUAAGUCGCUACUUCAAUAUGAUUGUGGUAAACUGCAGAAGUUAGCGAUUUUACUGCAACAACUAAAGGACAGUGGUCACAGAGCACUAAUUUUCACACAAAUGACAAAAGUUCUGGAUGUCUUGGAACAAUUUUUAAAUUAUCACGGUUAUUUAUACAUGAGAUUAGAUGGUGCCACAAAGAUUGAGGACCGUCAAAUUCUAACGGAGAGAUUCAAUACUGAUUCCAGAAUAACGGUAUUCAUCUUAUCGAGUAGAUCAGGAGGACUAGGCAUCAAUUUAACUGGCGCAGAUACGGUAAUUUUUUAUGAUUCAGAUUGGAAUCCAGCCAUGGACAAACAGUGUCAGGACAGAUGUCACAGAAUUGGCCAGACUCGUGAUGUGCACAUUUACAGAUUUGUCAGCGAGCAUACCAUAGAAAGUAAUAUCUUGAAAAAGGCCAACCAAAAAAGGCAGCUGGAUAAUGUUGUUAUUCAAGAAGGUGACUUCACCACCGAUUAUUUCAGCAAACUUUCGGUAAGGGACCUGCUGGGGUCAGAGAUACCGGAGAAUGCUCCAAAUGAGGACAAACCACUGAUAGCUGACGGAGACAUCGCAACCAAGGACCCCAAACAACUGGAAAAAUUACUUGCGCAAGCUGAAGAUGAGGACGAUGUGAGGGCCGCAAACCUGGCCAUGCGAGAAGUAGAGAUUGAUAACGAAGAUUUUGACGAAACUGCCGAAAGAAAAGUAGGCAAUGAAGAAAAAGAAGGACCCAUCAAAGUGGAUGAGUAUGAGGGCACUGCCCAUGUGGAUGAGUACAUGAUCAGAUUUAUCGCCAAUGGUUACUAUUACUGA